AUGGGCGCCCCAAAGUCCCAAGAGAACAUCAACCAAAAGCUUGCCCUUGUUAUCAAGUCCGGUAAGUACACCCUUGGUUACAAGUCCGUGGUCAAGUCCAUGAGACAGGGUAAGGCCAAGUUGGUGAUUGUUGCUUCCAACACUCCAGUCCUCAGAAAGUCUGAGUUGGAGUACUACGCUAUGUUGUCCAAGACCACCGUCCACUACUUCCAAGGUGGUAACAACGAGUUGGGUACUGCCUGUGGUAAGUUGUUCAGAGUUGGUGUUUUGGCCAUUUUGGACGCUGGUGACUCUGACAUCUUGACCUCCCUUGAGGCUUAA
Messenger RNA from Williopsis jadinii, 321 nucleotides. RefSeq names its product 60S ribosomal protein eL30 (gene RPL30). Lineage: Eukaryota; Fungi; Ascomycota; Saccharomycetes; Phaffomycetales; Wickerhamomycetaceae. The coding region runs from base 1 to 321 and encodes 106 amino acids. Gene Ontology annotation, cellular component: cytosolic large ribosomal subunit. The record is from RefSeq and is a predicted model, not a curated record. The transcript has 2 exons. Gene Ontology annotation, molecular function: RNA binding; structural constituent of ribosome.